AUGGCGAACUCUCAGCUCAAGCUCUUUGGUUUCAACAUCUCAGAACACCACAACUCAGUUUCCAACUUUACAGAGCCGCCGCCGGCGGAGUUGCCGGAAUCUCGAUAUCCCCAUGCCCCGAAGUUCGAGUGCCAAUAUUGUUGCAGAGGAUUUUCCAAUUCGCAAGCUUUGGGUGGCCAUCAAAACGCCCACAGAGAAGAAAGGCGGCUUUUGAAGAGGGCUCAAAUAAAAUCUUGUCAUCUUAAUUACUUCACGCCUCUGCACGUACGGAACUGGCUCUCGUCGUCCUUUGUGCCGCAGCCACCGAGUACUCCACUGCAGGCGGCGGGGCUUCACGCUAUGUCACGGCCGCCGCUGUCGCAAGAUGUUUGGCGGCAGGCUGGAGUUAUUACUGGGGCGGUCGGAGGUGUAGGAGAUGAAGCUGUUCCCGGUAGGGGUUUGGGCCUGGAUUUACAACUUAGUCUUGGGCCUAGUAAGCCUUGA
Cucurbita maxima (winter squash) is the source of this 483-nucleotide messenger RNA. Its product is annotated as zinc finger protein 6-like. Gene Ontology annotation, biological process: cytokinin-activated signaling pathway; gibberellic acid mediated signaling pathway; trichome differentiation. The record is from RefSeq and is a predicted model, not a curated record. The transcript has a single exon. Gene Ontology annotation, molecular function: DNA-binding transcription factor activity; transcription cis-regulatory region binding. Gene Ontology annotation, cellular component: nucleus. NCBI's taxonomy places the organism in Eukaryota, Viridiplantae, Streptophyta, Magnoliopsida, Cucurbitales, Cucurbitaceae. Bases 1 to 483 code for a protein of 160 amino acids.